ACUGUCGUUGCCCUUGCGUCCUUUAGUUCUCGGUAAAAGGAGGGCCUCACUUGUGCAUGUACUGUACUGUACCCGGUGACUUCGGUGAGAUUUGGACUUGACGACCCGUAGUUUCGUGCUUGCUCGUGGUUCCAACAUGGCCACUCAAUCCUUGCCCAAGUCCGAGGAGCUCCUAGGCGAGCGAUGGGACCAGUGCCUCACGGAUGCCACCAUCAAAAUGGGCGUGGGUUUCACCGUGGGGGCCACUUUUUCCCUGUUUCUGUUCAAGCGUCGGGCUUGGCCAGUGAUUUUCGGAACUGGGUCCGGUUUCGGAAUGGCUUACUCCAACUGCCAGAACGCCUUCAACUCGGCUUUUUCUCCCGCCACGCCCACUCCGACGAAGAAAUAGUGCGAAAUUAAACCCACACCGCCCUCCUCCGUUUCACGUGGAAUCACUUGCUCGUGAUGGAUCGAACGAACAAACGAAUCAAUCAAUCAAUCGCAUUCCAUCACGGGCGAGAGAUUGCCCUGCCACUUCUCAAGAUCUGUUUUGAAAUGUGUGAAACCGAGGAAGAACAAUACUUCAAGUCCGUUAAUUGCAGCAUAAACAAAAUCAAUAGAACUUUUCUUUAGAUAAACUCGACAAAAAUUAAUUCUCCGGAGAUGAUAAAAAGCUUUUUCAUCUACGCCUCAACAUAUUCGUCUGGAAGCUUUCUCGAGGACUCCCAAGUUCUACAUCAAUGGCCAUGAACUCCACUUUUUCGGGCGGGGCUCGUUUCUUUGCCUUCAAGAUUACAUACCAUCGCUCAAGAGGAACUUUGGAACAACUUCAACUUGCUUGAACCCGAAUCUGUGCAACCAUCAACCCAAGCGAGUUUAUCCUCGGAGGGACAGCUUGUCCAAAAAGUGUGUUUGAAAUUGUUGCUUGUGAAAUGGGGUUCUUGAGCUCGACACCCAGAUAAUAAAGAACAUUCGGAGAAA
Molecule: messenger RNA, 960 nt
Organism: Tigriopus californicus
Lineage: Eukaryota; Metazoa; Arthropoda; Copepoda; Harpacticoida; Harpacticidae
Product: MICOS complex subunit MIC10-like
Exons: 2
Coding region: 137-388 (83 amino acids)
Cellular component (GO): MICOS complex; mitochondrial inner membrane; mitochondrion
Source: RefSeq, a predicted model, not a curated record